Molecule: messenger RNA, 928 nt
Organism: Umbelopsis ramanniana AG
Lineage: Eukaryota; Fungi; Mucoromycota; Umbelopsidomycetes; Umbelopsidales; Umbelopsidaceae
Exons: 6
Coding region: 17-745 (242 amino acids)
Molecular function (GO): protein binding
Source: RefSeq, a predicted model, not a curated record
CUGGAUCUUUCACAAAAUGCUCGAUCCUGCCGAAGGCACGGUGCUUCUGCUCGAAGCUUGCGCUACCGGAAGUGUAGAGACAGUAUCCAACAUACUUCGAAGUUUAAAUCCCCUUAUAAAUAUCGACACCAUGCGCAAUCAGAAUCUACAAACACCAUUGCAUAUAGUGUGCAAACGGAAAGAAAACUACGCAAAUGCAACAGCCAUAGCAACUCUCUUGAUUGAUCACGGAUGCGAUGUGAAUAAUGCCAUUUGUGACAAUGACGGAAUGCUACCUCUCCAUUAUGCCGUACUCUCAGGGAACGUUGAUUGCAUCAUUCUGUUGCUGCUGAGAGGAGCCACAAUACCGAUAUCCGACCCAUUUCGAUUAACUCCUCUCUUGCUGGCAAAAGCCGAGAUCGAAAAAAACGAGCGGAGGCGUUCAAUACAGGCACUCCAAGAGUCUCGUAUCCCGAAUGAUGCAGACCCUUCGAUAAAAAAUCUACGACGAAUAACCUCAUUACUUUUGGAGCAUAUCCGGGAGCGGCAUAUCGAGCAAGUUGCCAAUGGAACAGCCGCGGCACCGCCAAAUUAUGGCUUGUCAAAUACCUUGCUUUCUAAAUCGAUGCCAUCCUCUAAUGGCAUCGAAGGCGAUCUUGAUGUACCCUUGAUAGUUGAACGCAUGCGAUCAAUGAGUGUAGAUACAGAUGACAAUAUCGACGUAUUGAUAUCUAAAAUGCAGGCAUUUGGGGUAAAACCCACAUAGCCCUGAUGCUCCUCCUGCUCCGACAUCGUUAAAUAGACUCCAAUUAUCUUUGAAACAUAUAACUGUACAAAAAAAAAUUAUAUCGCUAAUAAUACAAACAUAGAACCACUCUAUAUUGACCGUUUAUUCAUCCUUCUUUUCAUUGAGCCCGCAGAUGCUCUCUAUAUUAUACUUUUUGAGAUC